Raphanus sativus (radish) is the source of this 2300-nucleotide messenger RNA. RefSeq names its product carbon catabolite repressor protein 4 homolog 1. Gene Ontology annotation, cellular component: cytoplasm; nucleus; CCR4-NOT complex. NCBI's taxonomy places the organism in Eukaryota, Viridiplantae, Streptophyta, Magnoliopsida, Brassicales, Brassicaceae. The record is from RefSeq and is a predicted model, not a curated record. Gene Ontology annotation, biological process: nuclear-transcribed mRNA poly(A) tail shortening. Gene Ontology annotation, molecular function: poly(A)-specific ribonuclease activity. The transcript has 11 exons. The coding region runs from base 215 to 1987 and encodes 590 amino acids.
AAUAAAAAAUACACCGUAUAUUGGUUUGUCCGAAACAAUCGAUCUCACUACGGUUUUGGGAUAAUUAGGGUUCAUCAAUUCUGGUGAGUUUUAGGGUCAAGUAAACGGUCUAAUCUACUCUCCCCCUUCAAUAUACAGUAGAAAGCCUCAGAAUUUGAGCUUCGAUAGUGUUGAAUUGCUUUGAGAAUUACAGUUAAAAAGUUACUGAAAAGCAAUGCUUAGCGUUAUAAGAGUGCAUCUACCGUCGGAGGUACCUAUUGUUGGCUGCGAACUCACACCUUACGUGCUUCUCCGGCGGCCCGAUAACACCGCCACCACCGAUGAUGUGCCAGAGUCAGCCCCGCUUGAUGGUCAUUUCUUGAAAUACAGAUGGUAUCGUGUACAGAGCGAUAAGAAAGUUGCUAUUUGUAGUGUACAUCCAUCCAAGGAGGCCACAUUACAGUGUCUUGGAUGCCUAAAGACAAAGGUUCCCGUCACCAAAAGCUACCACUGUUCAACUAAAUGCUUUACAGACGCGUGGCAGCAUCACCGUGUGUUGCACGAGCGUGCUGCUGCGGAAGGAAACGAGGAAGAAGAGUUGCUCCGUUUGAAUAGCUCAGGCUCCGUCUCUAGCAUCCUCAGCACCGUUAGUAGUUUAACAAACGGGUCAUCCUCAGUUCAUCCCUCGGCCGUAACUCAAAAGACUGGCGCAGGAGGGGAAACACUUGUUGAGGUUGGACGGUCCAAGGCAUACACACCGAUGGCUGACGAUGUGGGGCAUGUUUUGAAGUUCGAGUGUGUAGUGGUCAAUGCAGAGACAAAACAGAACGUUGGCCAUCCUUGUACUAUAUUGACUUCACGUGUUAUUCCAGCUCCCUCACCUUCUCCGCGUAGGAUGAUCCCUGUUAGUGGAGCUGUGGAUUCUAAUGGCAGACCUAUGUCUAUGGGAUCAUUCACUGUACUGUCUUAUAAUAUAUUGGCUGAUGCGUAUGCUAGUAGCGACAUGUAUAUUUACUGCCCCACAUGGGCUCUUUCCUGGACAUACCGUAGACAGAAUUUAUUACGGGAAAUUGUUAAGUACCAUGCGGAUAUAGUUUGUCUACAGGAGGUACAGAAUGAUCAUUUUGAUGAGUUCUUCGCUCCUGAGCUGGAUAAGCAUGGAUACCAAGCUCUAUUUAAAAGGAAAACAAAUGAGGUCUUCGUCGGAAAUACAAACACAAUUGAUGGAUGUGCUACUUUUUACAGAAGAGACAGGUUUUCUCAUGUUAAAAAAUACGAGGUUGAGUUCAAUAAGGCUGCACAAUCUUUGACUGAGGCUCUUAUUCCUUUGCCCCAAAAGAAAAUUGCUUUGAAUCGAUUGGUUAAGGACAAUGUAGCAUUAAUAGUUGUCCUGGAAGCAAAGUUCGGUAACCAGGCUGCUGAUAUUCUUGGGAAGCGCCAGCUACUUUGUGUGGCUAACACACAUGUAAACGUAUCUCAUGAACUGAAGGAUGUAAAGCUCUGGCAGGUUCACACAUUAUUGAAGGGACUGGAGAAAAUAGCUGCCAGUGCAGAUAUUCCAAUGCUUGUGUGUGGUGAUUUCAAUACAGUACCAGCAAGUGCUCCUCAUUCACUUCUUGCUAUGGGGAAGGUUGAUCCAAUGCAUCCAGAUUUGAUGGUUGAUCCUCUUGGAAUUUUGCGCCCUCACACCAAACUAACUCAUCAGCUGCCAUUGGUUAGUGCUUACUCGUCCUUUGCAAGAAUGGGAGGAAGCCUUACUGCUGAGCAGCAAAGGAGAAGAAUGGAUCCUGCCUCAAAUGAACCCUUGUUUACCAACUGUACCAGGGACUUUAUAGGCACACUUGAUUACAUAUUUUACACAGCGGAUACGCUAACAGUGGAAUCGUUAUUGGAGCUGCUGGAUGAAGAGAGCUUGAGGAAGGACACGGCUCUUCCAUCUCCAGAAUGGUCUUCUGAUCACAUUGCACUUUUGGCUGAGUUCCGCUGCAUGCCCAAGACCAGACGCUGAUUCUGCAAACACACAGAUGAAGCAAAUAUUUUAUGGAGAUACCAUAAGCUGUAACCGGCGCUUAAAGACUGGACCCAGUGGAGAUGAUUAAGCUACAUGAGGCAGAUGGAUAAUCGCUUUAUGGUUUGGGAUUGUACUCAAUAUCACAGUUUUAUUUCCUUUCACCUCACUGUAAGAUCAGUCUAUGGUUCCUUGUUUUUCUUCUUCUCAUAGUGAUUCCUCUUUGCAUGUAGAUUUUUCUUCCAUGGCUUGUAAUGGUAAUAAUGUAAACUUAGAUUCUUCAAGAAAGUAGUGGCUUGAGUUUACAGUCGCU